This is a messenger RNA of Rotaria sordida, 2412 nucleotides long. NCBI's taxonomy places the organism in Eukaryota, Metazoa, Rotifera, Eurotatoria, Philodinida, Philodinidae. The record is from the annotation of a GenBank genome assembly.
AUGUCGAUCGAUUCAGCACCAUCAUCACCACCUCCACGAUUAUCAUUGUUUAAAAAUCGUGCUCCCACGCAUUUACAUCCGAAUAAACCAUUAGAUUCACAUAUAUCUCAAAGUGAACAAAAUCUAGAAAAACAACCAUCGAAAUCUCCUAAAAAAGAUCGUAUUCGUCAACAUAGAUCUCAAUUACGAAUUCGAGCUAUGUCUACAGAAGAUCCAUUACCUGAUACACCAGUAGAAUUAACACAAAUACCAGUACUUACAAAUAAAUCUGAUAACAAACGUGAUAAACGUACUAGUGAAAUAAAAUCAACAUUUGAAAAAGAUCAUCAUCUACCUCUUGAACAUCGUAACUCAAUUGCCCAAAUACAUUUCAGUUCUUUCUUACCACAUGCACUCCGUAACCCAAAACAUCAUCAAAAAACUAAUACAAAAGACGAAGCAAACACGACUAAUUUUACUGUUAACAACGUCACUACGAACGUUUCAAAUUCUUCAAUUCAUUUCUCGGAUACAAUAGCAAUGAAAGCAGAUUCACAAUCUCAAUUGAAGUCAACAACAGCACCUACAAAUGCUUCUCGAUUAGUAUCUUCGGAUAGUAGUGAACGUUUACUAUUACCUUCAAAUGAAGAUACGAUAUCAUCAUCAUCACUAUUUACCUUCGAUGAAAAUACAUCUGAAUCACGUUCGGCUGAAUCAUUCAUAUUUGAAUCACAUACACCAUUAUGUGUUUCUGAAAUUUAUCAUAAUUAUUUUUUCGACUAUUUUCAUAUAAAUUAUUCUGGUGUAUUUGAUGCUGAAGGUCCAUUUAUAGCAUCUCUACGUUGUAUUAACCAUAAAACAGCUAUGACAGAUACGUGUGAAGCACGUGCAAUUAUUCGUACUCAAUAUCGUAAUUGUGAUGUAUCUGAGACACUUAAUAGUACAAAUGAAAAUAGUAUUCUUCGAAUUUUAUUUCAUAAAGCACGUUUACCAUCAGUUCAAACAUAUGGACCUGUCGGUGAUCCAAAAGCGAAUGAAAAAAUUUAUUCAUUUGAUAAAAAAAAUGAUGAAAGAUAUAAUUGUAAAAUUGGUGUUAUUUAUCAACGUUUUAAUCAAACAAAUGAAUAUGAUAUAUUUAAUAAUGAUCAACCAUCAAAUGAAAUGUUAAAUUUUCUUGAUCGAAUAUCUCAACGUGUUAAUUUAAAAGGUUUUCAAAAAUAUCGUGGUGAUCUUGAUACAAAAAAUGGUUCACAUGGAGAACAUUCAUAUCAUGCUGAAUAUAAAAAUCAUGAAAUAAUGUUUAAUAUAGCACCAUUAGUACCAUCAACAAAUGCUGAUGAAAAAUGUACUAUAAGAAAAGGUUUAAUUGGAAAUGCAUUUGUUUGUAUUGUUUUUCAAGAACAAGGUGCAAAUUUUUCACCAGAUUUUAUUUCGGGAAAAGUUACACAAAUUUAUAUUACUGUACAACCAAUUAUAAAAGAUGAAAAACUUCAUUAUAAAAUUGGUAUGUGGCGUCGAAAUGAUAUAACAUCAAUAAUUGAUCCGCCUGGUGGAAUAUUAAUAUAUGAUAAAUCAUUUUGUUCUUAUUUUCUUACAUUAUUGCUCAAUUCAGUAGAUGUUGCUAUUAAAUCGCCAAGUCUUCGUUCACGUGUAUAUGAACAACGACAGCGAUUAAAAUAUGAAGAUUUACAAAAACUUUGUUAUGUAUUCAGUAUUAGUCCAAUACCUGAUUUUGGUUCUGAACUGGAUAAUUUUCAUCAUGUAAUGGAUACACAUCCUAAUGUACGUAGUGCAAGUUUUACAAGUAAUACAACAACUACAACAACCGAUACAAAUUCACAUUCUGGUCGUACAUCACCAGUAUCAUCGAAAAAGAAAGGUUUUUCAAAAAAAUUUUUCGGUGUAUUUUCAAAUCGAUCACCAUUAUCGCCAUCAUCAUCAUCGACAUCUCCAAAUCCACUGAAUAACGAUGGAUUAAGUGCUAGUGGACAAACAUUAUUAAUGCCAGGUGCACCUUUACCAUCAGGUCGAACAAGCAUUCCAGUAAAUAAGGAUAAUAAUCAUCGAUCACGAUCUUCAAAAACAAGUCAUGCACCUAUUAUUUUAAAUAAUUCAUCUAAUCAAAAAUUAUCUACUCAUAUAUCAGUUCCAUCAAAUAAUUUUGUUCCCAAUAACUCAACAGAAACUAAUACAUUAAAUACAUACGCUUUGGGUGUAGCACCACGUAAUCGUUCAAAUUCUUCGCCAGAAGAUGCUGUUAAUAUUAAUAAAUCCUCUUAUAUUCAAAUUAUGCGAACAAUACGAGAGAUAUGGUAUAUAUAUAUAUAUCUUGUACCCCAAAGAUUUUCAGUACCAACAAUAGCGGAACAUUUUUCAGCACCUCCUUCUGAGGAUGAUGAUACGGAAGAAGAAUCAAGUGAAGAUGAAAUAUAA